Cynoglossus semilaevis (tongue sole) is the source of this 3167-nucleotide messenger RNA. It is a transcript of the gene sdc3, whose product is annotated as syndecan 3. Gene Ontology annotation, biological process: cell migration. The transcript is spliced from 5 exons. Gene Ontology annotation, cellular component: membrane; cell surface. Lineage: Eukaryota; Metazoa; Chordata; Actinopteri; Pleuronectiformes; Cynoglossidae. Bases 148 to 1503 code for a protein of 451 amino acids. The record is from RefSeq and is a predicted model, not a curated record.
GAAGCAGCAGCAGCAACAGAAGCAGCAGCAGUAGCUGUAAUAAUAUCACCAGCAGCAGCAGCGGCGGCUUUUGUUUCCUCCCUCCACCUCCCUGAACCCGGUGAAGGCAGCGGCGGCACCGGGAGGCUGUGCCCGCGCACCCCGACCAUGAAGCUGCCCUGGCUGUUGAUGGCGUUCACGGCGCUCGUCGCUUCCGCCGCUACGGAACAGACGUGGUCGCGCUCCGUGGAUGACGAAGGCUCGACAGGACUGGAGUUCUACGAUGAUGAGGACCUUUACUCAGGCUCCGGCUCUGGCUACCCUGAGAUCAGCGUGAGGCCGACAUCUGUGGCCGUCUCCUUCACUACGGAGGAGCCCAUCGUUCUCUCCACCACUCAGGCCACCAGUCCCGCCCCCGCCGCCUCACCUGCGGCCGAGCCCAGCCCGAGUCCCGAAGAACCCGCCACCAUUCCACCGCUGCCCACAGAGGCAGAUGGCGAAAGCAGUGCAUUCUGGGAGCAGGAGCAAGAAAAGGAGCGAGAGAGGCAGAAGGAACUGGAGAGGGAGAGGAUUAAAGAGUUUGAGAGGGAAAGGGAGCGGGAACGGGUGAGGGAGCUGGAGAGAGAAAGGGAGCGCGAGCGAGAGAGGGAGAGGGAGCGAGAGCGCGAACGGGAGCGAGAACGUGAGAAAGAACGGGAGCGAGAGCGGGAGAGGCAGCGAGAGCGCGAACUCGAAAGAGAGAGGGAGCUAGAGAGGAUCAGGGCCGCCGCAGCUGCCCGCACCACCACCGCUGCGCCCACCACUGCACUGCCAGAGUUGACCACCAACACUGCUGCCAGUACCACAGAAGCUACAGUGCCCCCUGCUGGAUGGGACGACUUGGGUGCCACUGAGGAGGCGGAAGAAGAAUAUGAAGAACAGGACGUGUACCUCUCUCCUGAGCCAACCUCAGUUAAGCCAGACAUUGACUUGGAAACCACCACAGAAGAAGACACUACGACCACUUUAGAGACUACAAUCGAAACCACAACAGCGCCACCACCCACCACCUCUACGACUGUAAAGACCAGGGUUCCCUUUAGACCCAGAGUCCCCAUGACCGGAGCCACUCAGGCCACACCCACGGAGAGAACCACACGCCCACAGCAGCCCACCACUACACAGGAGGGCAACAACGAGGUGGGAGCUGCAGGACCAAGUGGAGACUUUGAGAUCCACGACGACCGACACAACGAUCUGGGCCGAGGUCUGAUGCCCGGGUCUGAUCCGGAUUUGGUGGGAAACACGGUGGACGUGGGGAGCUCGGCCGCCCAGCUGCCGCAGAAGAACAUUCUGGAGAGAAAAGAGGUCUUGAUAGCUGUGAUAGUGGGAGGUGUGGUCGGGGCCUUGUUCGCCGCCUUCCUGGUGAUGCUGCUGGUGUACCGGAUGAAGAAGAAGGACGAGGGCAGCUACACGCUGGAGGAACCCAAACAGGCCACCGUCACCUACCAGAAACCAGACAAGCAGGAGGAGUUUUACGCGUAACACAUAUAUGCCACAGAGACACCAAGUGAGAGAGAAAGACGGAGAGAGAGAGAAGAGAGAAAGAUACUCUAAGACCCCCUCCUCCUCCUCCUCUUCUUUGUUGCUCCCCUCUCAUCUGCUCGCCUCUCGUCAUCCCUCUCUCCUCUCGUCUCCAAAACACUCGAGAGCGCCUUUCUCUCUUGGAACUUUCUUUUCAAUGAAAAUGAAAAAAAAGAGAACAAAAAAAAAAAAAAUCCAAAUAUAUUCUGGAAAAAAUAACACCUACACACGAGAUGUUUUUAAAGUAAAUGUUGUUAUUAAUAUUCUACAGAUUUUUUUUUGUUCUGUAUGUAAUGAUAUGAUUAUUUUGUAAAAAAAAAAAUUAAGAGAAACAAAACAAAAAGCUAAACACAAGCGCUUAACCUGUGUUCUCCAGCACACCACGUCCCUCCUCUGUCUGAAGGAGCAGAUAAAAGGAGGAGAGGAGAGGGGCGGAAUGGGCUGGGGAAGAAACAAAAGAAUAAUAAAGAGUGAUGGGUGACUCUGCCCCUCACCCCCCAUAUAACACACCCAAGCUCUGGUUGGCUGCACAGUCACAGGGUCAAAGGUGAGAGGAAAGGUCUCUUUUGUGCCUUCCAUCCCUCUCGUGCUCACAGACACUCUGACACAUAUUCAAACACACAUGAAUACAUGCUUACACACACACACACACACACACACUUGUGCUCGAAGGUGGCUCUGACCUCUCCCUCUCUCUCUGUGCUCGGCCAACCAGAAAACGGUGCUCAACCGUUGUCGUGUUCCACGGCCUGGAGGAGCCGCCGUGGAAACACGGCCAGGUCACGCUGAGGUUUUCUCCCCAAACACUCUGCUCCUCUAAGCUGUACAAAGAAUAGGUAUGGAUAGUAAUAAUAUUCAAUAAUAUAUCAAUGUUUUGGGCUGGAUGGUGAACAAUAAUAAUAAUCAAACCGUGAUAAAAUAAUAAUAAUAAUUAUAAUGAUUAUACGUCAUCUGGAGGAUGUGUACUUAGCAUUUAAAAAAAAAAGGUUUAUAUGUAAAUAUCGUAUCCUUUCCGGCUUCACUAACCAUCUGCAUGAUCAUGAAGAGUUUUUAUUCAUCAUCUUCAUCAUCACGUUAGAUGAGCUGUGCUCUCGUCAACCACACAGAUACCUGCACGCACGCGCGCACACACUCCAACACACGUCCAACCCUUCUGUGCAUUUCCACACACAACAUUAAACUUUAAAUAUACUGUAGAUCAUAUCACUAAUACACAUAUCAACGCCAUCAUCAUCACGAUCGUUAUCGUCAUCAUGGUCAUUGUGAUUACCAUCACUUUUGAUACGAGCAAGUUUGAGUGGUUCCAGUAUGUCACUGUUUAGUUGAUGAUUCAGUUGCCUGUUGGUUUAGAGUUUGGUCUGUUUGUAUAAAAGCACAACUACAAGUCCAAGUAUCACCUCAUCCAGAUGAAAACAACCUCCCCCGCCCCCCUACCCCCUCUGAUCUCCUGCAUCGUGUCAUCCAUUAUCUACAUCCACUUUGCAUGGCUCACUUUGUUUUCCCUCCACCACUGGCCCUCUGUUUGGGCGUGGAAGGGGCCACGGAGGAAGCGUAAGAGGGGAGGGAGGGGCGGAAUUUCUAAAUCAGGAAGUGUAUGUCCGUGCGGAAAGUUGCUUCAAAAUGCU